Messenger RNA from Zonotrichia leucophrys gambelii, 5050 nucleotides. It is a transcript of the gene TCF7, whose product is annotated as transcription factor 7. The transcript has 12 exons. Bases 302 to 1777 code for a protein of 491 amino acids. Lineage: Eukaryota; Metazoa; Chordata; Aves; Passeriformes; Passerellidae. Gene Ontology annotation, biological process: regulation of transcription by RNA polymerase II; canonical Wnt signaling pathway. Gene Ontology annotation, cellular component: chromatin; beta-catenin-TCF complex. Gene Ontology annotation, molecular function: DNA-binding transcription factor activity, RNA polymerase II-specific; RNA polymerase II cis-regulatory region sequence-specific DNA binding. The record is from RefSeq and is a predicted model, not a curated record.
AAAGCAAUUCUAGUUUUGUUUUGUUUUGUUUUUUUAAGGAGAGGUUUAAAGGGAAUUUGGAAAGGGGGACCAAAAUUAAAGGGGAAAAAAAACUUUAAAAGUUAAAGGAAAGGAGGAGAAAACUUUAAAGAGAAAAAUUGAAGAGGGAGCUAGUUUUUAUUUUUAAUUUUUUUUUUAAGAGGAGGAAAAAAAAUAAUUGAGGGAGAGAAAAAAAAAAUACUAAUUGCGAAGGGCUUGAUCCGGGAGAACAAUACUCGCCGGGAAAGUUGCUGCGCGGCGGGGAGGGAGCGGCGGGAGGAAAAUGCCGCAGCUGGGCAGCGGCGGCGGGGACGACCUGGGCGCCACGGACGAGAUGCUGGCCUUCAAGGACGAGGGCGAGCAGGAGGAGAAGAUCCCCGAGAACGCCUUCACCGAGCGCGACCUGGCCGACCUCAAGUCCUCGCUGGUGAACGAGUCGGAAGGCAGCGGCAGCCCGGCCGCGGCCGAUGCCGAGGCCCUCCGGCGAGUGCAGGAUCCGCAGAGGGUGUACCAGGAGAAGCUCCCGGACCACAUGGAUGAUGCAGGUAUGAAACAUCAGGACCCAGGGAUGUAUAAAGGAUCUGCCUAUUCUGGUUACCCUUUCCUGAUGCUCUCAGAUCCGUAUCUGCCCAAUGGAUCUAUGUCACCUCUGUCCAACAAAGUUCCCGUGGUGCAGCCGUCGCACGGAGUGCACCCGCUCACCCCGCUCAUCCCCUACAGCAACGAGCACUUCAGCCACGGCUCCCACUCCCCCCACCUGCCUGCUGACAUCAACCAGAAACAAGGAGUGCACCGUCCUUCGCAGACCUCAGACAUCCCUGGUUUCUACCCCCUGCCCCCCGGAGGAGUGGGGCAGAUCACGCCGUCGAUGGGAUGGCAGAGCCAGUCUGUCUAUCCGCUCCCGUCAUGUGGAUUUAGGCAGCCGUACUCGUCAGCGCUUUCUGCUGGGGCUUCUUUCUCCAGGUUCACUCACCCUCUGAUGCUGGGCUCUGGCAUGCACACCACCGGCAUCCCGCACCCCGCCAUCGUGCCCCACUCCGGCAAGCAAGAGAUGGAGCACUACGACAGAAACAUGAAACCUCAGCCAGAACCAAAGAGAGAGAAGGAAGCCAAGAAGCCCACUAUUAAGAAGCCCCUGAAUGCUUUCAUGUUGUAUAUGAAAGAAAUGCGGGCGAAAGUCAUCGCCGAGUGCACCCUGAAAGAGAGUGCUGCCAUCAACCAGAUCUUGGGCAGGAGGUGGCACGCGCUGUCCCGGGAGGAACAGGCCAAGUACUACGAACUGGCUCGCAAGGAACGGCAGCUCCACAUGCAGCUCUACCCCGGCUGGUCUGCCAGAGACAACUAUGGGAAGAAGAAGAGACGAACACGGGAAAAGCAGCAAGAUUCCAGCUCAGAUCCUGCCUCUCCUAAGAAAUGCAGAGCUCGCUUUGGCCUCAACCAACAAACGGACUGGUGCGGCCCGUGCAGGAGGAAAAAGAAGUGCAUUCGGUACCUACAAGGAGAAGGACGCUGUGCCAGCCCAGUUUCUUCCGAUGGAAGUGCUAUAGACUCCCCUCCAUCCCCACCGGACGCACUCCGAUGCAUCCCCUCCGCCUUCCCGUCCGAGCAGCUCGCAGCCCCCGCCGACCCCGCGCACCGCGACCAGCCCGACCCCUGCCCCGUGUCCGCGCACCUCCCGCCCGCCUCCGGCCCCUCCAGACCCGGCGCCCGGCGCUCCUCGGCGCCCCCCGCCUACAGCCGCGCCUCCUCGGGGACAUAGUCCCUGCCUGCCCCCGGACGAGGACCAGAGGCACAGCCAAAUCCCCAUCUCACUGUAAAACAUGCAAAGUUUGGCCACAGGAUGACUUAAGGAUGAUGGAAAACUCAUUUGGUUGGGGUUAUUUUGGAGGGGAGGGAUGAUAAAGAUAGAAAAGCAAUUAAAAAAAAAAAAAGGUAAAAAAUAAGUACUUGCCAAAAGUUAAAGUGCUGAUGAGUAAACAAGCCUUUUGUCCCUGCCCUGUGAUGCUUUUUUUUUGUUUGGGGGUUUGUUUUGGUUUCUUUUUUACUGUAUUAUCUCCAAGCGUGGCAGAGAGCAGAGCCACAUCCCCAGCUUGCUGCUGUAGGUGGUAGGUGCUGUCAGUCUAACCCGGGCUUCCACUCCCUGCCCUCCGAGCUGCUUCAAAGUGUAGUCACUCACAGAUCUCCCAUAGCCCUUACACCAAGGAGCUGGAAAAGCUGGAAUAGGAGAAUUUUUUUAAAAGCCCAGAUGUCUGAAAAGGAAACUAAGCGAUACCAGUGUUCUGAUCUGACAGGGUGAAACAGAAAUUAAAUAUUUAAAGCAAUGAGGUGAAUUUUUUGAACUUCUUGUUUGAGAACAGGAAGAUGUUUGCAGGUAACAGGUCCCAUUCCAUGGUUGUACAGCAAGGCAGAGGAAAAGGGAGCACCAGCCAGGCAAAGGAGCAUGGACUGGCUGCUGGAAGGGCUGCUGGUUGCUCAGGACACUGGGCAGGUGCAGCAUCUGUCCUCUGCAGAUGUCAGAGGGAUGGUCAGAAAUCCCACCAGACAGACUGGCCACAGCCUCACAAAUCAGUCUGUUGCUUUUGUAGGCUCUGAUCGAGCUCUGCAGCUGCACAGCAGUGAGCAGGGCAGGGCAUGUGGGAGCCAGCAGCCCCACUGGCCCAGGGCACAGACCCACACUGGCCCAGCAGGUCCCUCAGGGGGAGGUGUGAGCUCUCCUGGCAGCACAGCAGCACUCACUGCCCUGCUCUGUAGGCAUCUGUCUGUACAUACCCUCGGUGACAUAAGAACCCUCUUUGUCAUGAUUCAGUGUAGAACUUUUUAAAAAACCUUAUUCUAGCUUUUUCUAAAAGAUUCUCCCUCCACCCCAAUGAUGAUGCCAAAUGUUCAUGUAUUCUCUUCAGCUUUAAAAUGUUUAUCAGUUUCUGGUACUGUAUUUAUAUUUUGAGUUUGAUAAACAAAAAACACUGUGGAUGGAUUAUGAUCUCCAUGAACUGAUAUAAAUCCCAAAUAAUUCCAAGUUCUGGAUUUGCUUCAGGUUUACAGUCUUCUCACAGACCACAGUCUAGUCCAGUGCAGACUUUUUUUCCUGUUUGAAAAAAAUCUAUUCCAGACUGCUGAAGAGAAAAAUGACACCACACAGAGGUAGAGGGGGCACUAUUUUUUUCCUACUUGAUAGAUGGGUUUUGGAGUACUGAAUACAAAUUAUGUAGUAAUAUUAUUGUAGAACUGCAAGAAAUUUAAGAUGACCUUUAUAAUGUACAAACUAUUUUUAUAUUUUUUCUUAAUGCAAAAACACAAACCAUAAUUUUUUACAUUGGAUUAAACAUAACUUUUUAACCAACUUUAUGCCUCAAAGAUUUAAAAAUUAAAAAAAAAAAAAAAGCCAAACCUAACUAGUCUGUAGAGCAGCUUUGGCUUUAGUCCCUUUAUUUAGAUGGUUUUGCUUCUAGUAGUGUAGAUUUUUUAUUUUUGGUUUUAGUUUUGAAGAUUUAAACCUGUUUCUUUGUUCCUCUCCUGUUUAAAUGUAACUUCAGAAGCACUGACAGAAAGCUAUGUGCACAAACCUGACAAGUUUGCAAAGAGUCAUUUUGAAGUUUGAAUCAUUUUAACCCUUGGAGAAGUAGCAUUACCUGAUCCAAUGCGAACUGUACACUUUUGUACUGACUGCACUCAGAGGGUUAAUUACAUAGCACUAGAUCAAUAUGCAAUCUGCUCAUUUUAAAUUAUUUUAGCAAGCUUAGCCAACAGCAUGUUCUGGUGCUGAACAGAGGAACUCAGUAGACUUGCCAGACCUGAUAUGAUCUCUUUAAUCAUAUGAUUUUCAAACAAAAGAAACAGCUUUAAAAAUGGUUGUGUCUCAGCUCAUCAUUUGUCACUCUGAGACCCUCUGCUGUAAGGUGCUCUAAGUGUCACCUCCUGGAAACACCAGAGAUGACAGAGCAGCCACCACAGCCUGGUGUGCCCCAUCCUGGGUGUAAGGCUGGUGCAACUCAACACCCAACUGCUACUGCAUGGUUGGAUGACAGAUGGAACUUAGCAGCAAAGCAAAGGCAGGUAGAAAAGGCAGAUGUGUCUAAAUAACACCAGAGGAAAUUUCAGGGCAAGUCCUGAUCAGUAUUAAACUGGCCGAGGCACCCCCAGGACCUCCACCCGCCUAUUUCAAGGCUCCUCUGGCCCCUCCAUGGGGUGGAGUCCCUGCCUGGACCAGCAAAAGGCUCUCCUGCAUUACAGCCUCCUCUCACCACUGAAAUCCCACUGAUUCCUGCCAAAGCUCCUCAGUGACAGCGAACACCCCCUCUCCAGGAGCCCCUGCCUGUGCCCCCGUGGCACAGCAGCAUUUCCAGAGCCCCAGAGCUGGAGCAGUCACACUCAGCACUGUGUGCUCUGCUCUACACAUACAGGCCAGAGCUCACCCCGGGCUUCCACUGCUGCAGGAUAAACUCACAACACCCACCUGUGAUAAACUGCACCCAGUUUAUACUGGGGAAACUGAGAAAAUGUCAUUAUUUCUAUUCCAAAACACAGAAAAGAUACUGUUUGGCCACUCCUUUCCAAGACAAAACAGCAUGACUGACUUCUGUUCCAUGGCCCCAUGGCUGAUAACCAAUGCCAAAACAAAGUUAUUCAUACCAAAAAGGGUGUCUUUCAAACUGCCAUAUGAAGUGUUGCUAUUUUGUGUUAAUACUCUUUUUUAAUAAAAGGAAGACUUUGCCCUGAAGUUUUUAUCUCAACAAGAAAUUUUUUUUAGUUCUUUUACAGCAGUUUUAACUCUUCUUGAAAUACGUAUUUGAAUUCCUGGAAUCAGUCUGAAUGUAGAAGUCAUGGAAGUACCACUUCAUUAAAUCAAGUAAAACCACUGUAUGUAUGUAGCAGGGAUAAAUGUUUUGCAGCUGUACCUUCAUUUGUCCAAUGACUAUCCAUCAUUUGUUGUAAUUUUUUUACUUCACUGAGUUUGUAUUUUUUGGCUUUUAUGUUCAAAGUAUGUUUAUAGCUUUAUAAAUAAAGUAAUUGCCAGACUGGCUGUUCAAAAGAG